UGGCGUGCAAUUAUGAAAGUGGGCGUCGAUACUACGUAACAGAUGGCCAAUUGAUUAUUAAGUACAGCGAACGCCCUUCGCACCACGGCCUUAUGUAGAAAGUCUUGCGAUUCGCUUUUGGUAUGCCCCACCACAACCACCCACAUAUGUAUAUCCAUAUAGUCCGGCAGAUGGCAGAAUUAUAAAAACGCCCAGCACCGCACAAUCGAACAUCAAAGCUUUGUUAGCCCUCAAGCCAACCACCCAACCACCAGCCACCACCCAAACAAAAUGUUCGCCAAGAUUAUGCUCGUCGCUCUCGCCUGCGUGGCCGGUGCCCAGGCGGGUCUGCUGCCCCUGGCCGCUGCACCUGCACCACUCGCUGCCGCUGGCGUCGUGGCGCCCUAUGCCUCCAGCUUCAAUGCCCACCGGAUUAACCACGCCGUGGCCUACCCCGUAGCACCGGCACCUGUUGCGCCCGUGGCUCUGGCUGCUCCAGUGCCAGCUCCAGUGGCUUUCGCCGCACCACCCAAGGUGGCGUUCGCUGCUCCUGCUCUGGCUCCAGCACCUGCCUUUGCCGCACCUGCCUUUGCACCAGCCCCACUGGCUGCUCCCCUGGGCGCUCCUCUGGCUGCUCCUCUGGGUGCCCCCAUCGGCUUUGCAGCGCCCGCUCGCUUUGGACUGCCAGCUGCGCUUCCCUUCGCCGCACCCAGGUUCCCAGCGCCCGCUCCCUACUUCAUCUAGAUACAGUCCCCAUCCUUAGCUAGCUUAGAUUUAGCCACCCCCACACAUCCCUAGACCAAAACACACACAGCAGUAAGCAGAAUG
Molecule: messenger RNA, 807 nt
Organism: Drosophila navojoa
Lineage: Eukaryota; Metazoa; Arthropoda; Insecta; Diptera; Drosophilidae
Source: RefSeq, a predicted model, not a curated record